Molecule: messenger RNA, 5907 nt
Organism: Coregonus sp. 'balchen'
Lineage: Eukaryota; Metazoa; Chordata; Actinopteri; Salmoniformes; Salmonidae
Source: the annotation of a GenBank genome assembly
AUGACUCGUUUCCACAGGCAGGCGCUCCAGACACCAACGCUAUGUGCUCUCCUCCGAACACUUGGGACCAGCCCAGCCAACCUUUCUGAUGUCAUCGCUGCCCCCCCUCUGGAUGGAGCCCCUAAACAGUACACCCCCAAAAUCACCCAGCUGGUAAAGGACAUCACCAGCCUCACCUUGUUAGAAGUGUCAGACCUCAACGAGCUGCUCAAGGUAUGGAACUGGAACAUGUAGACUGUGUAGAUUUACAUUAGGCCACAUUUACAUUUCAGUCAUUUAGCAGACGCUCCUAUCCAGUGCCACUCAGUCAGUGCCAUAAAUUAUAGCACAUUGGUCUGUAUAUAACACAUAGUACAUAGCCAUAGCACAUUGGUCUAUAUAUAACAUAGUACAUAGCCAUGCAUAUAGCACAUUGGCCUAUAUAUAACACAUAGUACAUAGCCAUAGCACAUUGGUCUAUAUAUAACAUAGUACAUAGCCAUAGCACAUUGCUCUGUAUAUAACACAUAGUACAUAGCCAUGCACAUUGGCCUCUAUAUAACACAUAGUACAUAGCCAUGCACAUUGGUCUGUAUAUAACACAUAGUACAUAGCCAUGCACAUUGGCCUCUAUAUAACACAUAGUACAUAGCCAUGCACAUUGGUCUGUAUAUAACACAUAGUACAUAGCCAUGCACAUUGGCCUCUAUAUAACAUAGUACAUAGCCAUGCACAUUGGUCUGUAUAUAACACAUAGUACAUAGCCAUGCACAUUGGCCUCUAUAUAACAUAGUACAUAGCCAUGCACAUUGGCCUCUAUAUAACAUAGUACAUAGCCAUGCACAUUGGUCUAUAUAUAACAUAGUACAUAGCCAUGCACAUUGGCCUCUAUAAAACAUAGUACAUAGCCAUGCACAUUGGUCUAUAUAUAACGUAGUACAUAGCCAUGCACAUUGGCCUCUAUAUAACAUAGUACAUAGCCAUGCACAUUGGUCUAUAUAUAACAUAGUACAUAGCCAUGCACAUUGGUCUAUAUAUAACGUAGUACAUAGCCAUGCACAUUGGCCUCUAUAUAACAUAGUACAUAGCCAUGCACAUUGGUCUAUAUAUAACAUAGUACAUAGUCAUGCACAUUGGUCUAUAUAUAACAUAGUACAUAGCCAUGCACAUUGGCCUCUAUAUAACACAUAGUACAUAGCCAUGCACAUUGGUCUAUAUAUAACAUAGUACAUAGCCAUGCACAUUGGUCUAUAUAUAACAUAGUACAUAGCCAUGCACAUUGGUCUAUAUAUAACAUAGUACAUAGCCAUGCACAUUGGUCUAUAUAUAACGUAGUACAUAGCCAUGCACAUUGGCCUCUAUAUAACAUAGUACAUAGCCAUGCACAUUGGUCUAUAUAUAACAUAGUACAUAGCCAUGCACAUUGGUCUAUAUAUAACGUAGUACAUAGCCAUGCACAUUGGCCUCUAUAUAACAUAGUACAUAGCCAUGCACAUUGGUCUAUAUAUAACAUAGUACAUAGCCAUGCACAUUGGUCUAUAUAUAACAUAGUACAUAGCCAUGCACAUUGGCCUCUAUAUAACACAUAGUACAUAGCCAUGCACAUUGGUCUAUAUAUAACAUAGUACAUAGCCAUGCACAUUGGUCUAUAUAUAACAUAGUACAUAGCCAUGCACAUUGGUCUAUAUAUAACAUAGUACAUAGCCAUGCACAUUGGUCUAUAUAUAACAUAGUACAUAGCCAUGCACAUUGGUCUAUAUAUAACAUAGUACAUAGCCAUGCACAUUGGUCUAUAUAUAACAUAGUACAUAGCCAUGCACAUUGGUCUAUAUAUAACAUAGUACAUAGCCAUGCACAUUGGCCUCUAUAUAACACAUAGUACAUAGCCAUGCACAUUGGUCUAUAUAUAACAUAGUACAUAGCCAUGCACAUUGGUCUAUAUAUAACAUAGUACAUAGCCAUGCACAUUGGUCUAUAUAUAACAUAGUACAUAGCCAUGCACAUUGGCCUCUAUAUAACACAUAGUACAUAGCCAUGCACAUUGGCCUAUAAAUAACACAUAGUACAUAGCCAUGUAUGAAAAAAUGUAUGCACUCACUAACUGUAAGUCGCUCUGGAUAAGAGCGUCUGCUAAAUGACUAAAAUGUAAAUGUAAUAUAUAACAGAUAGUACAUAGCCAUGCAUAUAGCACAUUGGCCUGUACUUGAGUAUAAUUAGGCAAUCUGACAUCACAUUUUUUUUUCUUUCAUUUAGCAGACGCUCUUAUCCAGAGCGACUUACAGGAGCAAUUAGGGUUAAGUGCCCUGCUCAAGGGCACAUCGGCAGAUUUUUCACGUAGUCGGCUCGGGGAUUCAAAGCAGUGACCUUUCGGUUACUGGCCCAGCGCCCUUAACUGCUAGGCUACCUGUACAAUAGGCUACAACUUCAUUUGUCCAACUGUUACGUCGAAAAUUCGUCCUGCUCUGCUCUCAAACCCCCCCCAACACAAACACGCAUAUUUGAGGGGAACUAGAGGAGACUAAACUUUAGACCACCUUUACUCCACACACAGAAACGCAUACAAAGCUCUCCCUCGCCCUCCAUUUGGCAAAUCUGACCAUAACUCUAUCCUCCAGAUUCCUGCUUACAAGCAAGAAUUCAAAACGGGAAGUACCCAGUGACGCGCUCAAUAAGGAAAUGGUCAGAUGAAGUGGAUGCUAAGCUACAGGACUGUUUCACUAGCCCAGACUGGAAUAUGUUCCGGGAUUCAUCCAAUGGCAUUGAGAAGUUUACUGCAUCAGUCACCGGCUUCAUUAAUAAGUGCAUUGACGAUGUUGUCCCCACAGUGACCGUACGUACAUAUCCCAACCAGAAGCCAUGGAUUACAGGCAACAUCCACACCGAGCUAAAGGCAAAGCGUCAAUACAGGACUAAGAUCGAAUCCUACUACGCCGGCUCUGACGCUCAUCGGAUGUGGCAGGGCUUGCAAACUGUCACAGAUUACAAAGGGAAACCUAGACGCAAGACUACCAGACGAGCUAAGCUUCGAGGUAAGCACCACUGAACCAUGCAUGAGAGCACCAGUGGUUCCGGACGGCUGUGUGAUCACAUUCUCCGUAGCCGAAGUGAGUAAGACCUUCAAACAGGUUAACAUUCACAAGGCCGCAGGGCCAGACGGAUUACCAGUACGCAUACUCCGAGCAUGCGCUGACCAGCUGGCAAGUGUCUUCACUGACAUUUUCAACCUCUCUGACCCAGUAUGUAAUACCUACAUGUUUUAAGCAGACCACCAUAGUCCAUGUGCCCAAGAACGCCAAGGUAACCUGUGUAAAUGAAUAUCGCCCUGUAGCACUCACAUAUGUAGCCAUGAUAUGCUUUGAAAGGCUGGUCAUGGUUCACAACACCAUCAUCCCAGACCCGCUGUAGUGGAGCGGGUCGAGAGCUUCAAGUUCCUCGGCGUCUGCAUCACUAAAGAUCAUGGUCCACAGACACCAACACAGUCGUGAAGAGAGCACGACAACGCCUCUUACCCUUCAGGAGGCUGAAAAGAUUUGGCAUGGACCCUCUACAGCUGCACCAUUGAGAGCAUCCUGACUGGUUGCAUCACCGCCUGGUAUGGCAACUGCUCGGCAUCCGACCGCAAGGCGCUACAGAGGGUUGUGCGUACGGCCCAGUACAUCACUGGGGCCAAGCUUCCUGCCAUCCAGGACCUCUAUACCAGGCAGUGUCAGAGGAAGGCCCCUAAAUUUUACUAUCUGCAUUGACCCUUUUUACACUAACUCUUUUGACUCAUCACAUAUGCUGCUGCUACAGUUUAUUAUGUAUCCAGUUGCCUAGUCACUUUGUUCCUAGUUAUAUGUACAUAUCUACCUCAAUUACCUCAUACCCAUGCACAUUGACUCAGUACAGGUACCCCAUGUAUAAAGCCAAGUUAUCGUUACUGUAAGUCCAUGGAAAAUAAGAGCACCUCCUCCCAACUGCCCACUGCACUGAGGCUAGGAAACACUGUCACCACUGAUAAAUCGAGAAUUUCAACAAGCAUUUUGCUACGGCUGGCCAUGCUUUCCACCUGGCUACCACUACCCCGGCCACCAGCUCUGCACCCUCCGCUGCAACUUACCCAUGCCCCCCCGCUUCUCCUUCACACAAAUUCAGACAGCUGAUGUUCUGAAAGAGCUGAAAAAUCUGGACCCCUACAAAUCAGCUUCCUAUUUCGCAACAAAGCCUCUUUCACUCAUGCUGCCAAACAUGCCCUCGUAAAACUGACUAUCCUACCGAUCCUUGACUUCGGCGAUGUCAUUUACAAAAUAGCAUCCAACACUCUACUCAGCAAAUUGGAUGUCGUCUAUCACAGUGCCAUCCGUUUUGUCACCAAAGCCCCAUAUACUACCCACCAUUGUGACCUGUACGCUCUUGUUGGCUGGCCCUCACUACAUAUUCGUCGCCAAACCCACUGGCUCCAGGUCAUCUAUAAAUCACUGCUAGGCAAAUCCCCGUCUUAUCUUAGCUCACUGGUCACCAUAGCAACACCCACCCGUAGUCUGCGCUCCAGCAGGUAUAUCUCACUGGCCAUCCCCAAAGCCAACACCUCCUUUGGCCGCUAUUCCUUCCAGUUCUCUGCUGCCAAUGACUGGAACGAACUGCAAAAAUCUCUGAAGCUGGAGACUCUUAUCUCCCUCACUAACUUUAAGCGUCAGUUGUCAGAGCAGCUUACCGAUCACUGCACCUGUACACAGCCAUUCUGAAAUUAGCCCACCCAACUACCUCAUCCCCAUAUUGUUAUUUAUUUUGCUAAUUUGCACCCCAGUAUCUCUAUUUGCACGUCAUCUUUUGCACAUCUAUCAUUCCAGUGUUAAUACGAAAUUGAAACUAUUUUGCACUAUGGCCAAUAUUUAUUGCCUUACCUCCAUAACUUACUACAUUUGCACACACUGUAUAUAUAUUUUCUGUUGUAUUUUUGACUUUAUGUUUUGUUUACCCCAUAUGUAACUCUGUGUUGUUGUUUUUAUCGCACUGCUUUGCUUUAUCUUGGCCAGGUCGCAGUUGUAAAUGAGAACUUGUUCUCAACUGGCUUACCUGGUUAAAUAAAGGUGAAAUAAAUAAAUAAAUAUAAAACUCAUUGUGUGUUUAUUAUUACUUUUAUUAUUACUUGUUUUACUUUUCUAUUAUUUCUCUAUUUUCUUUCUCUGUAUUGUUGGGAAGGGCCCGUAAGUAAGCGCUUCACUGUUGGUCUACACCUGUUGUUUACGAAGCAUUUGACGAAUAAAGUGUGAUUUGAUUUGAACACUCAUCUUGCUGAAUGACUUCUCAAUAAAGUAUGUUGAAUUUUUGUCCCAGAAAACCCUGAAUAUCCAGGAUGUUGGGAUGAUGCCAAUGGGAGCCAUGGCUGCAGGAGCAGCACCUGCAGCUCUGGUAAGACGGAUUGUUUCAGUGUGUUUAGGUGUUUUAUUCAAUACGUUAAUAAAGCUUAUUUCUUUACCUGUAUUGGUAAGCCCGCCCUUACAUGAUGCUUCAUGGUUACCCCUUACUCCGCCCUACAUGAUGCCCUAUGGUUACCCCUUACCCUGCCCUUACGUGAUGCCCCAUGGUUACCCCUUACCCCACCCUUACGUGAUGCCCGAUAGUUACCCCUUACCCCGCCCUGACGCGAUGCCCCAUGGUUACCCCUUACCCCGCCCUUACGUGAUGCCCAAUAGUUACCCCUUACCCCGCCCUUACAUGAUGCCCCAUGGUUACCCCUUACCCCGCCCUUACGUGAUGCCCAAUAGUUACCCCUUACCCCGCCCUUACAUGAUGCCCCAUGGUUACCCCUUACCCCGCCCUUACGUGAUGCCCAAUAGUUACCCCUUACCCCGCCCUUACAUGAUGCCCCAUGGUUACCCCUUACCCCGCCCUUACGUGAUGCCCCAUGGUUACCCCUUACCCCACCCUCAUUGGCCUUCUAUCUAA